UGUAAGCAAUAGCAGAAAUCAGAAAAGACGAGCUGUGAAAAUGUCAGCAGACUGGUCGAAACUGCUUGUUCCUAUGUUCUGCUCUGUUAACUAGUGGCUUUUGUCACUUACACCCUUCCUUGGUGCCCUUUGAGUUUAGUCCUGAGUUUAAUCCAAACGGUGAUUGAUUAACCAUGUCUGUGUGAAUAAAACAUCGAGUGCACCAGAGAAUUCAGUUCCAUGGCUUCGGAGGACUAAGUAACAGAGCUGACUAUGGAGGAACGCUGCAUACUGGCCGUCAUCGGAGAAGAGGGCAUCUACCAGUGUUUUGCACCAUGCAUUGAGAAGCAUUUCACAAUAAUCUCCUAUAAGACAUUUGCUCAGAAAAGGGAGCAUUUUGCAGACAAGAUCCAGGCCAUCUUUGUGUGGGGUGGAUCCUUAAAGGUUGAUCGCAGUCUGCUACAGUCUUUGCCCAAACUUAAAGUUGUUGUGAAUGGUGGAGUAGGAGUGGACCACCUGGAUAUACCUUUGAUCAACAGCUUUGGAGUGAAGGUUUGCAACACUCCUCAUGUCGUCGACAAUGCCACGGCGGACAUCGGUAUGGGCCUGAUGUUGGCAUCUGCAAGGAAGCUUGUUCAAGGCCAUAACUUUUCUAAGUACCAUGAAUCGGAGCGCUUAUCGGAAUGCUCUUUGGGUAACGAUGUUAGUGGUGCCACCCUGGGGAUUAUUGGCAUGGGAAGAAUAGGAUAUAAGGUUGCCAAAAGGGCCCAGGGUUUUGACAUGAAGAUCCUCUAUCACAACAGGAACCGAAGGACAGAGGAGGAGGAGAAAGCAGUGGGAGCUGUGUACUGUGAGAAGAUGGAGGAGCUGCUGAAGAAAUCAGACUUUGUCAUGGUGGUGGUCAAUCUGUCCCCUCAGACACAGAAACUAAUUGGGGCUAAAGAACUGGCCAUGAUGAAACCCAGCAGCACCCUCAUUAACAUCAGCAGAGGUUUAGUUGUUGACCAGGAUGCAUUAGUAGAUGCCCUCCAAAGGAAAAUCAUAAAAGCUGCAGCUUUAGAUGUGACAUACCCCGAGCCGCUUCCCAGGGACCACCCCUUAUUGUCAUUUCCAAACGUGAUUGUGCUGCCUCAUAUGGGGACGCACACAGUGGAGACGACCCAAGUCAUGGUGGAGAGAAUGGUGACCAAUGCCGUGGCCGCUCUGAACGGUGAACAGCCUCCUAAUGAAGUGAAGAUAUAGGCCAGGCUUCACACUUAACACACCCAUCUAUCGUGCUUCCCUCCAGAGCUACUUUAAAUCAACACUGGUUUGAGAAACUUCAGAAACAGUUGAUUAUCCUUUGAUAACUCUAGACCAAUAAAUCUGUAUGGUAAUUACAUGAAAUCAGUUAUGUAUCACAAUGCUAUGUGAAAUACAGUACAUUACUUAGGCUUUUUAAUUUUUUUUUUCAUGAAAAUUUUGGGUAACUACACAGAGUACACAGCCUAUAGGCCUUUAUUAAACCCUAAUGCAUAAUGCAUUAAAACAUAACCCUUUACACAGUAUUCAUAGUGUCCAGACAUUUGUGCUUGUGAUGUUAUUUAACUACAGACUUUAUUCUUUUGCAAAAGAAAUUGCAAAUUGCAAAAACUAGAUUUUUUCAUAAACUUUCUAUAUAAUAUGGUUCAUUCAGAGUGGUUUGAUGUGAAAUGGUUCAUUAAAAACAUACUGACUUCCUGGUCACAGUGUCUAUAAUGCAAAUAUAUCCAUCCAGAAUAUUUACUUUGACAAAAUGGUCCUGACUGAAAUUCGGUUUGACCUAUAUUAAGCUAAAAAUGGUACAAAAAAACAAUUUUUGAUGUUUUAUCUUAUGUGCUUUAUUAUUUUUUGGAAAUAUACACUUAUUUCAAACAUUUGGGCACUGGGUUUUCAACCUAGCCUUUUACGCACAAAGAUUUCUCUGAAUUCCCUAUGCGGGGUAACAGUGAAGGAACUUAAUUUUUAAACUGUUGGGUUUUUUGCUGAAGUAUUUUUGGCAAAGCGGUGAGCCUUGACCCAUCCUUGCUCUUAAAGGACUCAGCCUUUCCUGGAUGCUACAUAUCUUGUCUUUGUGCUGUUUUUGUUUAAAUACAGGUCAAAGUGGAUUUAUACAUCAGUGCUUUUUACUUACUGUUACAUGUGUAUUUGAAUCUUCAAUAAUGGUUAAAAUCACCUGUUCAGAAUUUUACACAUUACUACUGUUGUUGAUAAAAUUUUAUUUAUCUCCAUAUAUUUAAUAUGACCCGAUGUCAUGACUGCUGAUUAGACGAAACCGUUCGACUUAUUUUAUAGCAGUAUUGGUUCAAUAUUGUUUAGGAUGUGUUUGAGUUCCUUACAGAUUUACAGAAGGGAAUUUUAUAAACGCACAGUGGGUGACCUGUGGUGUGACGAACAGAAAAGUAAUAAAUAAAAGAUGUUUUGAAAUUCUGA
Colossoma macropomum (tambaqui) is the source of this 2430-nucleotide messenger RNA. RefSeq names its product probable 2-ketogluconate reductase. Lineage: Eukaryota; Metazoa; Chordata; Actinopteri; Characiformes; Serrasalmidae. Bases 253 to 1221 code for a protein of 322 amino acids. The transcript is spliced from 6 exons. Gene Ontology annotation, molecular function: glyoxylate reductase (NADPH) activity; NAD binding; hydroxypyruvate reductase [NAD(P)H] activity. Gene Ontology annotation, cellular component: cytosol. The record is from RefSeq and is a predicted model, not a curated record.